GACUCUCUCUCUCGAUGGAGAACCAUAGAACCGUACAUUAAUCUCUAAUCAACGCCAGAGUGUCGUCAGUGUCUUCCGUGUGUGUUGUCUCAAUUCUAGUGCGUGAUUGUUCUAUGUUUUACCGUGAAAUUUGUUUGAUUUUACGUCUUAUAGCAUAAGUGCCAUCCGUGACAAUGUCAGGUGGAAAAGCAUGACAAAAAAAAGAAGUUGUUAUUCCUACCAAAGAACAUUUGAAUUAUCUCUAGCAGAAAUCUUCAAAUGUAUCCUGAGAGAUGACCACUCAAUGUUGCAGCACCUCCUGACGAAUUCCCACAUCUGGGUCGAUAUUAUGGACGAAAAUGGGAAUACGCCAUUGAUGAUGGCUUGCAGAAUGGGAUUUGUGAAAUGCGUUCGGAGACUCAUCUCAAAUGGAGCUGAUGUUCUCCAUGUCAAUCGCAUCGGAAUCAAUGCAUUGACACUAGCUUCGCUCUCUGGAUCUAUCGAAAUUAUGGAUAUCCUGCUAAAAGUGUCACCCAUUGAACAGUUCAUCCAGAGGACCAUCAUAUCACCCCUGAGUGCCGCGAUAUUUGCCGGACAUUUAGAGGCCGUUCAAUACCUUCUUCAACUGCAUAAACCUCUCUAUGAUACCAUCACGAGAGAAGGGAAUUCUCCUUUAAUGCUGUCGAUCAUGUUUGAGCGCCCGGAGAUAGCCAGGCUGUUCUGGAACGAACCAGCACAUUUCAAAAAUGACCUCGGAAUGACUGCUCUUGAUAUUCUUGAAUAUAGAGCAAAGUUUAUGGAACACUAAGAUUUUCUAAAAGCUUCUAAUCCCUAAGAAGGAAGUAGUCGUAUCCUGGAUAACGCGUCAAUGUAAGAUGGAAGUCUCCUAUUUAAUGCACUUUUCUCAUUAAUCUCCAGGAUGAUGUCCCACAAUAUCAUGUCAAUUUUCAUAGACUUCGAAAGUGAAGUUAAUUGAAUGGAAUGAGGAAAGAUUGCAGAGAGAUACUUACACCAAGUGGUAAAUCGUGUGGAUCGCAUGUCUCCAAGCUUCGGCGAAAUUGAAUCUGAGUGUGGGUGGCAUUCUGAGAGCCCUCCUCGACCACAUAGUUCUGAGUGUCAUCCUGAAUUGGAGCGCUAUUUCCAUUGGAUGGUCCGUGACAAUCCUGCAAAGUGAACCACAAACAAUCACUAAGAUUUACUCACAGAUUAAGAUCAAAUUAAUCAAUUUGCACUUUAUUUGAUUCUAUCCUCAAAUCACAUUUCCCUGUAAAUCUCCUGCAUAAUCUCAAAUUGACAAAGUUACGAAAUUUGUAUAUAUUUCAGGGUUAUUUAGUAAGCUCUUGAACUAAUUUAUAAGCGACUUUUAUGUUACUGGAUUAAAUUGUGAAUAAAGUUUUCUGAAAUAAAAAAUAAA
Messenger RNA from Phlebotomus papatasi, 1393 nucleotides. RefSeq names its product DNA replication inhibitor plutonium. The coding region runs from base 191 to 787 and encodes 198 amino acids. The record is from RefSeq and is a predicted model, not a curated record. Gene Ontology annotation, molecular function: protein binding. The transcript is spliced from 3 exons. Lineage: Eukaryota; Metazoa; Arthropoda; Insecta; Diptera; Psychodidae.